CACACACACCCAAAGUGAGAAGGGGCGGACUGACAGAGCAAGGACAGAAACCCCAAAGGAGGGUCGGAGAGACACAGAACAUCCAGAGACAAAGGCGGGGAGAGAGACUGUGAGCCGAGCCCAGACCAGAGGGGUUAAAGUGGCGAGAGAGAGCGCGGAGCUCUCUGCGGGGACGCCGAGGGGAGUACAAAGUUUUUCUGCGUCAGGACACAGAGUGGGCAGGAGCCGGGAGGAGCGGCAGACAGGUGGGGCUUUGUGGAAAGCAGGGCUACAAGGCGACCUUGACAUGGAGAUCGGGGACCCGGAGACCCUCGAGGAUGGGGACUUGGAGGAGGACCCGGCCUCGGCCCUUCAGACUCUCGUGGACCUCACGGCCGGCAGGGUGACUCCCGUCAGGACCCUGAGAUCCCGCUAUCGGCUGGUCCGGGAGCUGGGUGCGGGCACCUACGGCCGCGUCCUCCUGGCCCGGCCCCGUCGAGGGGGUCCUGCCGUGGCCCUGAAGCUGCUCCCGCGGGCCCGCGCGUCCCGGCCCGCCUUCCUGCGGGAGUUCUGCGUGGGGCGCUGCGUCUCGUGCCACCCCGGCCUGCUGGGCGCCCUGGCGCCGCCUCUGCAGAGCCCCCGGCACUACGCCUUCGCCCAGGAGUACGCGCCCUGCGGGGACCUCAGCGGGAUGCUGGAAGCCGGG
Messenger RNA from Gracilinanus agilis (Agile Gracile Mouse Opossum), 685 nucleotides. RefSeq lists its product as uncharacterized. The record is from RefSeq and is a predicted model, not a curated record. Gene Ontology annotation, biological process: peptidyl-serine phosphorylation; peptidyl-threonine phosphorylation. Gene Ontology annotation, molecular function: ATP binding; protein serine/threonine kinase activity. The annotation marks the transcript as partial. The transcript has 3 exons. Lineage: Eukaryota; Metazoa; Chordata; Mammalia; Didelphimorphia; Didelphidae.